AGAGGCAAUACUGUGUGUUCGACAAAACUAUAGUGACAGUUUAUUAAAAAAAGUCAACGCAACCCGGUACAAUAAAACGGAAAAUACAAAUAAUAAAAGAAAAAAAUUAACUAAAACAUUUGUAAAUUUUGUGAAAAAAAAUCCACUAAAAAACAUGGAUUUCGAUUCCAAAUGUAUGCGUGUUUUGGGCACAGCUGCCAUUUCCAUAGUGGGCUAUCAAUUGGUUACAAAAUUCCUACCCUGGUUGUAUAUUAAUAUAAUUGGUCCUAAAUUCUUGGGACCCAAAGUAAAUGUUUCACGUUUGGGCAAAUGGGCUGUAAUUACCGGUGCUACCGAUGGUAUUGGAAAAUCCUACGCCAAAGCGUUGGCCAAAAAGGGUCUGAAUGUGGUGCUCAUCAGUCGAUCUCUUAGUAAAUUGGAAACUGUAGCCAAAGAAAUCGCUGAUGCUUACAACGUUGAGACCAAAAUCAUUGAUGUUGAUUUUACCGGAUGCCAGGAAAUUUAUUCCAAAAUUAAACAGAGCAUUGAAGGUCUGGAAAUUGGUGUUUUGGUAAAUAAUGUGGGCAUGAGUUAUUCCUAUCCCGAAUUCUUUGUUGAAUUCAGUCAACAGAAUCCACAAUUCUUAAGAGACAUUAUAUCGGCCAAUGUACACUCGGUGCUACAAAUGACCGCUUUAAUAUUGCCACAAAUGGUGGAAAGAAAGAAGGGUGCUGUAAUAAAUAUAUCAUCUACAGCUGGUGUUAUACCGAAUCCCCUAUUAACGGUAUAUAGUUCUACCAAGGCCUUUGUUGAUAAAUUCAGUGCCGAUUUACAAACCGAAUAUCGUGCCCAAGGCAUUGUAGUGCAAAGUAUUCAACCCGGUUUUGUGGCCACCAACAUGACAAAAAUACGCAAAACCAGUGCCUUCGCACCCUCAGCCGAUACCUAUGUCGCAUCGGCUCUUAAAACUUUAGGUAUUGCCGAACGUACCGCUGGCUAUUUACCGCACACUCUUAUGCAAAAUGCUCUCAGUGCUAUUGCGUGCAUUUUCUGUGAACAAUUUGCUAGUCAAUUAGUAUUUAAACAAUUACUCAAUACCCGCAAACGAGCUUUACGUAAUAUUGCCAAAAAACAAUAGUCAGUCCACAAAAUGAUUUAUUAAUGGGUAUCACAAGAGCAGAGACCAAAGAGAAGCUAAUUGAAAUAAUGCAUUAUAAACAUUGUAAUUCUUCCUCUAGUAGUUUAAUUUAAUUUGCAUUCAAAUUUUAAAGGACUGGGUUUAAUUACUAAUUUUGUUUUGUUUCUUUAGGUGAAACAAUUUGUAUGUACUAUUUAUUUAAUUUUGCUUUUAAAAAGUGUCAUAUUUUUUUAAUAAACAAAAUAUUUUAGAACAAA
This is a messenger RNA of Lucilia sericata (common green bottle fly), 1374 nucleotides long. It is a transcript of the gene spidey, whose product is annotated as very-long-chain 3-oxoacyl-CoA reductase-A. Bases 155 to 1117 code for a protein of 320 amino acids. Gene Ontology annotation, molecular function: oxidoreductase activity. The transcript is spliced from 6 exons. Lineage: Eukaryota; Metazoa; Arthropoda; Insecta; Diptera; Calliphoridae. The record is from RefSeq and is a predicted model, not a curated record. Gene Ontology annotation, cellular component: endoplasmic reticulum.